AUGGAAAUUACUGGACGACCGUGAUUAUCGGGGACUUGCGACUAGAAGAAUAUGGAGCUGAGCCAGGGACCGAGACUCGCCUGCAGCUUUCUGCUGAAGAUGCGUAUGGGACAUAAAUCGAGAACAGCAGAUGCAGAUCAGAUUUCGAGCGGUUUUUCUCCAUCACUUGUGCAUUCGACUUCCGUCAGUACAACAACGAGUCGCCUGUCAUGUGCAAUCUCAUCGAGAACGAACACUUCGAAUUCAGUGCUGUGCGUCGUCGCUUGAUCAAAUCCAAUGUCUCAGCUGUAUGGCCCCAGUAUGGGGUAUGUGGAUCGGAG
This is a messenger RNA of Gloeophyllum trabeum ATCC 11539, 320 nucleotides long. RefSeq lists its product as uncharacterized. The record is from RefSeq and is a predicted model, not a curated record. Lineage: Eukaryota; Fungi; Basidiomycota; Agaricomycetes; Gloeophyllales; Gloeophyllaceae. The transcript has a single exon. Bases 52 to 267 code for a protein of 71 amino acids.